GCGAUUGAAAUGUGGCAAACUUACAGCGCAGACGUAUAUAUGUCUGCUGUUUAAGGUUAACAAUACAUGUACCUACAAAAUGGAAGGAAGUUCGCAAAAUGAUAACCAACGUGUAUCGAAAUGCACAUUUAAAGAUAUCCUCAUUAGUCCAAACAAUGAUGACAUCAUCAUUCCAAUCAGUGCCACGUUCGACAAAGCCGUAUUACACAUUGGUAUAGGAAACGGAUGUGGUAUAUUUAUAGAGAAGUUUGGUGUGAAGAAUGGCAAAGAGUUGAAAACUUCAGUGAAACAUGCCACCCGAAGAUUCACAGACGCUCGUCACGAGAGAAAAAACAAAGUUAAAGACCUAAAAGCAAGUAAAAGUGAAGAUGUUCAAAAUAUUGUAGCUGAAAGUGUCGAAAAGAUUACAAGAGACAUUCCAAGUAUGAAAGAGAUUGAUUGGCAGCUGGCUAAGCUAGUCGACCAUCUUUUGGUUAAGGCACCAACGGAUAUCAAAAGUGCUACAGAUAGAAUAUCAGACACUAAACCUCUGAAAGAAAAUAAGUCUUUAAAUAUCGAAAACGACAUUGCUACCAAUGCAAUAGGAACAGUUUUCACAUCUGAAAUUAAGAAUGAUGUAGAUCUACGUCGAAAACCAAUGCAUGAAAAAGAAAUUGCUGACAUUGCUACACCAAAUUUGAUUGAGCCAAAUAUUAACACUCCUUUGUACAGGCUUAAUGAAACACAUUUUAAAGCAGAGAGGUCAUCUUCAUUUGAAGCCAUUGAUAAAGUAUAUCAAAAUGAAAUGUUAGAGAUUGCUAUUGAUACAGAAGCAGGUUUCAGUACACCAAAUUGCAUUCGGCCGUCGACUGAAACAGGUUUUCCACUUACAGACGAUAUGCAUGUAUAUCUGGAUGAAGUAUUUGUAAUCUCAAAACGAGGUUCUCAAAUGUUUGAUGAACAUGUUAAAACAACUAUAGAAAAGAGAAGAAAAGACAAACAACUAAAGAAUGUAUUCGAAAGCGAUCCGACGAGUGCAGAGAAUGAUUACACAGUAGAAGACAGCAAUUUGUUUGCAGACGUUUUAGACAAAGACCAAAUUGGUCCAAUUUCAUCUCAUCCAAUUGUAGACAGAACAGCGGAUAACAACAGCGAUACUUUGAAUCGUAUCGGCCCGGAUACGUUUGGUGACAUUCUAGAUAAAGAGUCAGAUGAUUCAGUGAAUAAAGAUAUAGGUGAAGUUGAAGAAAUGUCAGACAGUGACACACAAGAUGAUACCUUACAUAUAGAAUCAGAUGACAAAAUCGUAGACAUAAUAGAAUCAGAUGACGAUAGUGUAGACUUAGAAGCAAUAGCUCUCCAAGAUCAAGAUGAAAUCGACAUAACAGAAGCCAGGAAUGACAUUGAUGAUACAUAUAUUACAUACAGCGAUGUUGUUGACGGUGAUGAUAACCUGUUUGGUAUCAUGGACAUUUACAUAAAGAGUGAUCUACACUUCGACUUACACAACAUACCAGCAUCAGCCGAGCAUUGUGACCAGAAGAAAGACUUUGGAUAUAAAUUCUUUUCAUUAAAAACUUUCUUUAAAUAAUAUAAUAAAGAUUAGAAAAAUA
This is a messenger RNA of Ruditapes philippinarum (Manila clam), 1592 nucleotides long. RefSeq lists its product as uncharacterized. The transcript is spliced from 3 exons. The coding region runs from base 80 to 1570 and encodes 496 amino acids. NCBI's taxonomy places the organism in Eukaryota, Metazoa, Mollusca, Bivalvia, Venerida, Veneridae. The record is from RefSeq and is a predicted model, not a curated record.